Messenger RNA from Parnassius apollo (apollo), 225 nucleotides. Lineage: Eukaryota; Metazoa; Arthropoda; Insecta; Lepidoptera; Papilionidae. The record is from the annotation of a GenBank genome assembly.
AUGAUUGAUACAAUAGAAACUGGAAUACGAACCUCUAAAGAACAAAGUAAUGUAAUAGGGAAUGGAAGUCAAACUAACGCAGAAGAGCCUAGAAUUUCAUCACACAUUAAUGCUAAAGAAAAAAAGAAAUAUCCGAAGAAAGUUAAACCAGGAAGGAAGAGAUUUUUGAAUAAAGAAAAUUGGAAGGCUGAAAUAUGUAAACGAAAGAAAAAUUUGGGCGAGUAA